Staurois parvus is the source of this 391-nucleotide messenger RNA. Lineage: Eukaryota; Metazoa; Chordata; Amphibia; Anura; Ranidae. The record is from the annotation of a GenBank genome assembly.
UACUUUUGACUUUUUGCUAUUAAACAUGUAAAAAAAAAAAUCAUUAUUUUUACUAGUAAUGGCAGCGAUCAGCGACUUAUAGCAGGACUGCAGGACUGUGGCGGGCAUUCUGACACUGGGGGGAACUGGCUUAGUGUCACUGACAUCUCCAGUGACACCAAUACAGUGAUCAGUGCUAACAAAAAGCACUGAUACUGUACUAAUAGCACUGGGCAUGAAGGGGUUAACAUGUGGGGCGAUGAAAGGGGUAACUGUGUGCUGUUUUACUGUAAGCUGUGUCUGUGCUUUCAACUGUAAGCACACUGCUUUGUAUGGUUAUGCUAUGCAGAGCCAUACAGAGCAGUGUGCUGGAGCUGACAGCACCAAACCCUCCCGUAAAACACUCCCAGCA